CUUCCACUUCCACUUGCAUCUGUCACUGCCCGGGCCCGGAGGGGCCUCUGGCGAGUCUUGAGUCUCGCAACGGGGUCAUGAUUGGAUUUGAUGGUCAUGCGAGCAAGGAAACUCAUCUCCUGGGUUUAGUUCCUUAGUGGGAUCCCUGACUAACACGACACUCGUGAUGAACAACUGAAAGAGCCACAAGAGCCACUCUGCCAGGUCACCGCUUAGACCUUGGUGACCUUUAAACCCUCAUCAGCCUUGAUCAUCCUCUUAACAGCCCCUUCUCAUCCUUCAUCACUUCACAUCCCCCAAACACAUACAAACCUUAGAAUACCCGUGACAGCUCCUCACUCUUCCUCCAAAGUCAAUCACAACCAUCACCAUCACUCUCAAUCCUCGUACUCUUCUACAUCUCAAUACUCGCCUCUAGUCUAAACCACAUCUCGUCUUCUAUCUUGCUGACAAGAACUCCAAUCCACCAAUUCCAAGGAUAAACAAGGUAAGGUGCAGAUCACAACCAAAUCCAGCCCAAGCUUUGACACUGCCCUGCUAUCUCCCUCGGCCCUGAAGGGUCGCGUGUCCUCCUUCAAUCAAUCCUCCUCAACGUCCUUGUAUCUGAUUUCAAUCUGACUCCUCCUCGAUAGUAACACCAGAACCUCAAACUCCUCCUCUAUCAUCUCAGAAUCCCUCUACUGCGUGUUUGACCCUCGACUUCACCUCAUACCAUCAGUGUGUUGACCCCGCUCUCAGCCAGAGUUCCAUAGCUGACGUCAAACCCUAGUGACCCGCACCAACAAGAACAAUGAUCGUAACCAUAGCGCCAUUGCUGAUGGUACUGCCAUGCCAGAAGAACGCCUUCCUCGCUAUUUCGCCAAAAGUGGCCAUGUUGAUGUUGACCCCAAGAGUGUGAAGAAGCAGGGCGGAGGCAGAGGCAACUGGGGCCGUGACGGCGAUGAAGUCCAAGACUACGACUAUUCCUUCACCAAUCAACGCCGCCGAUCCAACUCUUCCACCCAAGUCCUUGCAGACUUCAAAACCAAGUUUGAGGGCAUGGACGCCGACCCAGUCUUCGAAGAUAGCCUCCAUGGCCCCACCGACGACGACAUCGAGAAAGCCUCUCAACUUUCCAAGGAGGACUCCAACGAUUCGAGCACCUUGGGCGGAAGUGUCAUCGACGAUGAAGAGAAGAAAUUGUAAUUUUAUCAAUCAUAAUCGAGGGUGCGCUGGUCUACAGUCUUGAUCAGCUGCACUCCUCUCACAUGGCGCCCAAAUGAUGGUGCUCAAUAUCACUGUAUACUGUGACAACAGUAACAUUCACAAUCUUGUUUGCUUUGAUUCAUUUUGCGCUGGCCAUAGUCAUGGUCAAUGAGGACGAGAAUGGUUGAUUCACAAUCAUGUAUUUUAGCAGAGAUCAAGAAUCAAUUGUUCCGAUCGA
Molecule: messenger RNA, 1423 nt
Organism: Exophiala mesophila
Lineage: Eukaryota; Fungi; Ascomycota; Eurotiomycetes; Chaetothyriales; Herpotrichiellaceae
Exons: 2
Coding region: 829-1185 (118 amino acids)
Source: RefSeq, a predicted model, not a curated record